This is a messenger RNA of Mangifera indica (mango), 2154 nucleotides long. RefSeq lists its product as uncharacterized. Gene Ontology annotation, cellular component: cytoplasm. Gene Ontology annotation, molecular function: ubiquitin protein ligase activity. The record is from RefSeq and is a predicted model, not a curated record. The transcript has 3 exons. NCBI's taxonomy places the organism in Eukaryota, Viridiplantae, Streptophyta, Magnoliopsida, Sapindales, Anacardiaceae. The coding region runs from base 245 to 1930 and encodes 561 amino acids. Gene Ontology annotation, biological process: protein ubiquitination.
AGGAGAAGAAAAGUUUGAAACCUUGUGGUAAGACGGUAAAAAAUGGAGCUUUCAGGUUUGUAGAAAGCCAAAGGAAAAAGAGUUAAAUGGGAUUGACAGCCGGGUUGGUGGUGGGUCGAGAGUCUUGAUGCUUUUUCAUUGUUUACAUGUCAUUUGGCGUUCUUGAUAACAUUUGUUUACAUGUGCUAUUUCUCGAUAUAAUUCUGAAGAUCGGACUAAUUCUUCCCCCAAUUUAUUUUUUCUGAUGGAUUCGCACUCUCAAAGAAUAUUCCGACAAGUGCCACUGUCCACUGCCCAUGGCCUUGUGGAUGGUGAUUUAGCAGUUGACCAUUCUAUUCAGCCCACCACGUGUACAAUGUGCAGAAGGAUCCUUGCACCUAACAAUGAGUCAAUUAACGAUCUUGAAACUUUUAGCUUAUGUGGGGACUGUAAAUUCUUACUUCUUGAAGAUGUUGGGACACUUUCACAAGGCUCUCAUCAGAGGCUACCAUCUAGAGGAGGAAGGACGAGUUAUAGCAGUGCUGAGUCAAUUGAAAAUCUUUUCUCACAUCAGUUCUCGCAGAUGAUAAAUUUGGCAAGACAAAACCAAUCCCCUAACUCUGGGCAUGAGGAUCUAUCUUUAGAUGGUGACACUGCUACUAGGUCAUUUCAUCUUUCAAGUGUGCGUACAACUCCAAGUGAUUCUAGAAGAUGGCGUUGGGUUCUAUCUGAUGCUGAAAGUGAUGGUUAUGAUCAUUUGGAUUCUCUUUACGGGGGGAGUGAAUCAAAUGUAAGUUUUAGCCACUAUAGAGCUUUUCAUGGUGAGAGCGAUGGCAUUUCCUUUAGUGCUUAUGGAGGUGAUUCUGAUGCAUCGGUGGAUGGACAUAGUUUCCUGGAUACAGAAAUGUUUAUUCCACCAGAAGAUGGAAGCAUUUUUGAUAGUGACACUGACAUUGAUCCAAUGCAUGCAAAUAUGAACCUACAAUGGAACUCAGAAGAUGCUGAGGAAGAGGAAGAAGAGGAUUAUGAAUGGGGAGAACCUGAUGUUGAAGAAGACACAGUUGAAUCAACUGUAGCCAUACCUCAACCUCGAAACAUUUUCAAUUCAAGUCCUAGUCAAGGCAGUGGCUCUGUCAAUACGCAUAGGCAGGUUCAGUCUCCUGAAUUUCAGGGUGUGUUAGAUCGGAGGAUUAGAGAACGUAGACAAAGAUUAACCCGUAAUAUCUUUGGUAACUUAGAGGAAUUGGAGUUACACCCAUACAAUUGGAAUUAUGGGGAUUAUUUUGAGACAAGAGGCUUUGACGAACUGCUUGAACAUCUUGCUGAGACUGACAACUCCAGAAGAGGAGCACCUCCUGCAGCCGUGUCUUUUGUAAAUAGUCUGCCUUGUGUGACCAUUAAUGAAGAGCACGUGAAGCAUAGCGAUCUAGCCUGUGCGAUAUGCAAGGAUGUCUUAACCAUUGGCACUAAAGUAAACCAGCUUCCCUGCCUUCACCUGUAUCAUCAGCCCUGUAUACUGCCAUGGUUGAAUGCACGAAAUUCAUGUCCUCUUUGUCGGUAUGAGCUUCCAACUGAUGAUAAAGAAUACGAGGAGGGGAAGCGAAACAUCAGCAGUAGAAUGGAAAUUCAUGAAUUGAGGCAACAGGAUGCAAAUGAGGACAGUGCAUCAGACGUUUCAGUUGAAGUUGAAGCUGUUGAGGAUCGUGAACUGACUGCACGCUAUAUAGACUCUAAUACGAGUAGCUCUGGCAGCAACAGUGGUCGAGGAAGAUGGUUUCUUCUUGCAGCUGCUCCGAUUGUCAGUCUUGUCAGUCUUGUUCUUGUGUUGUGGUUAGGCAGUCCUCUAACUGCCAGAAGAGGGACAGUGAAUCAGCCUGAAAUAAACAUUCCUGGUUCCACCCCCACUAAUCGAAGGGAGAACAGAAGCAGAAGAUGGUGGUCUUUCAUCUAAAAUAUGUAUGGGACCUGGAAAUGUAAUAGGCAAUGACUUGUUUGAUUGCUGUUCAUAUUUGCAUGUUGUUGUUUUGGUCCUAAAAGAGUGAAAUGUUGGUGUUUUCUCGACAUAUCAAGGGAGCUGUUGCUUGCAGUUCUAUUUAAUUGUGUUCGUUUAUGGUUUAAUUAUUUGAAUAUGCUUGAUAAAGAUGCCUAAUAAUAAGAAUAUCAACCUUUAUGGUA